AUCGGUUUUCGGGUGCAAUUUAAUGCGGAAAUCCCUCGUCAAGUAAUGAAUUUUCCAAUACAUUAUAUCACCCCUGAAUUAAACAUUAAGGUCACAAGAAUAAAGGAAUUAAUUGCAAACCCAAGAGAACUUUCAUAGAGAUAGAAUUAAUUUAAAGGGAUAAAAGUGCAGCAAAUGAAAAUGUUCUUACCUGCACUAUAACCAAUAUUACCCUAACUAUCUGUUUCUUUCUGAAUGAACAUUCUAGGGUGUGGCAUGCUGUCAACAAUUAUCACCAACACCACAACCAGACUGCACCUCUAUUAACCUGAAAAUGUCUUUCUUUUGUUUUUCAUCAGGUGCCUUCAGUUUGACAUCAUUAGGAAUCUUUUUUAUUUGUUUCUACUUCCUGGCAUGUUGGACAUAUGGAGCAAGUGUUCCUAGUGGUCUGUUUGUUCCUUGCUUACUAUGUGGUGCAGCUUAUGGCAGGUUUAUUGGUGAGCUCUGCAGGCUACUGGGAUAUGAGCACACUUACCAUGGGACGUUUGCACUGAUUGGAGCAGCAUCUUUUUUAGGCGGAGUGGUGCGCAUGACCAUCAGCUUAACUGUCAUCCUGAUAGAGUCAACCAAUGAGAUCAGUUAUGGC
This is a messenger RNA of Stylophora pistillata, 625 nucleotides long. Its product is annotated as H(+)/Cl(-) exchange transporter 6. The record is from RefSeq and is a predicted model, not a curated record. Gene Ontology annotation, biological process: chloride transport; transmembrane transport. Gene Ontology annotation, cellular component: intracellular membrane-bounded organelle; lysosomal membrane. Gene Ontology annotation, molecular function: chloride transmembrane transporter activity. NCBI's taxonomy places the organism in Eukaryota, Metazoa, Cnidaria, Anthozoa, Scleractinia, Pocilloporidae.